Anolis carolinensis (green anole) is the source of this 4153-nucleotide messenger RNA. Its product is annotated as zinc finger protein 420. The record is from RefSeq and is a predicted model, not a curated record. Lineage: Eukaryota; Metazoa; Chordata; Lepidosauria; Squamata; Anolidae. The transcript is spliced from 2 exons. Gene Ontology annotation, molecular function: DNA-binding transcription factor activity; RNA polymerase II cis-regulatory region sequence-specific DNA binding. Bases 352 to 1881 code for a protein of 509 amino acids. Gene Ontology annotation, biological process: regulation of transcription by RNA polymerase II.
GCUGAAGCCCCGCCCCCUCUGAAGGUUGACCGUUGGAGCCGCCGCCAUUUUAGGAGGACGACGAGGCAGCGGCGGAGAGGAAUGAAGGAAAAAGAAAGAGGGCAAUAAGGACUCUUUGGAGCGACCUCUUUGAUGCAGUAAGGAAACCAAUAAUACAGGAAAUAGAAAUCCUGUCAUGGUGAUGAUCUUGCUGAAUUCUUGACUCCACUUAACAGAUAAUAAAGGAAGAAAGAAGAGUCAAGUAUCUGUAUUGCAAUUACAGACUGCUCUGAGUACCCUUUGGGGUGAGAAAGGGGGUAUAAAUACAGAGAAUAAUACAUAAAUUAAUUAAACACCCAUAUCACUGUUGACAUGGAGGAAAAAGCAUCUAAAUGCCUGGAGUGUGGAAAGAGUUUUGCUCACAGUUCAGGUCUACGUGCACAUCAAAGGACUCACACUGGGGAGAAACCCUAUGAAUGCCUGGAGUGUGGAAAGAGCUUCAAUCAGAAGGGAAAUCUAAAUAAACAUCAAAGGAUUCACACUGGGGAGAAACCCCAUGAAUGCCUGGAGUGUGGAAAGAGCUUCAUUAUGAGAGGAGACCUUCGUAAACAUCAAAGGAUUCAUUCAGGGGAAAAACCCUAUAAAUGCCUGGACUGUGGACAGAGCUUCACUGGGAGUGGAAAUCUACGUUCACAUCAAAGAACUCACACUGGGGAGAAACCCUAUCAAUGCCUGGAGUGUGGAAAGAGCUUCACUCAAAGUGGAAAUCUACGUAACCAUCAAAGGAUUCACAGUGGGGAGAAAUCCUAUGAAUGCCUGGAGUGUGGAAAGAGCUUCACUCAGAAGGGAAGUUUACAUUCACAUCAAAAGACUCACAGUGGGGAGAAAACCUAUGUUUGCCCGGAGUGUGGACAGAGCUUCACUCAGCAGCCAGGUCUACGUUCACAUCUGAGGACUCACACUGGGGAGAAACCCUAUAGAUGCCUGGAUUGUGGAAAGGGCUUCAUUCGUAGUGAGCAUCUACGUAACCAUCAAAGGAUUCAUACUGGGGAGAAACCCUAUGAAUGCCUGGAGUGUGGAAAGGGCUUUGCUCAAAAUGGAGACUUACUUUCGCAUCAAAGGAUUCACACUGGGGAGAAACCCUAUAAAUGUCUUGAGUGUGGACAGAGCUUCACUCAUAGUUCAACUCUACAUAAACAUCAAAAGACUCACACUGGGGAGAAACCCUAUAAAUGCCUUGAGUGUGGACAGAGUUUCACUCAUAGUUCAACUCUACAUACACAUCAAAUGACUCACACUGGGGAGAAACCCUUUAAAUGCCUGGAAUGUGGACAGAGCUUCGCUCGUAGUUCAAAUCUACGUUCACAUCAAACUACUCACACUGGGGAGAAACCCUAUGAGUGCUUGGAGUGUGGGAAGAAGUUCAUUGACAGGUCAAAUCUACAUAGGCAUCAAAGGACUCACACUGGAGAGAAACCCUACACAUGCCCAGAGUGUGGACAGAGUUUUACUCGUAGUUCAGGUCUACAUAAACAUCAGAUGACUCACACUGGGGAGCAACCUUAUGAAUGCUUGGAGUGUGGGAAGAAGUUCAUUGACAGGUCAAAUCUACAUAGGCAUCAAAGGACUCACACUGGAGAGAAACCCUACACAUGCUUGGAGUGUGGAAAGAGCUUCACUUCUGGUGGAAGUCUACAAAUACACCAAAGGACUCACACUGGGGAGAAACCCUAUAAAUGCCUGGAGUGUGGGAAGAGCUUCACUCAAAGUGGAGACCUUUGUAGACAUCAAAGGAAGCACACUGGGGAGAAACCCUUUAAAUGCCUGGAGUGUGGACGGUGCUUCAUUGAUAGUGGACUCCUACGUAAACAUCAAAGGACUCACAUUGGAGAGAAACCCUAAUCAUCCCUGGAAUGUGGACAGAACUUCACUCAUAGUUCAAGUCUAUAUAGACAUCAAAGGACUCACACUGGGGAGAAACCUGAUAAAGACAUAGCAUAGAAUCAUAGAAUAAUAGAGGUAGAAGAGGCCACACGAGCCAUCUAAUCCAACCCUGCUGCGAUUUUAUAUGCUUUUAUGAAUGUAACCAAAAUUGUUUUAAUAUUAAUUAUGUUUACUGCUUCCACGUUUUCUCCCUCUAUUUGCCAGUUAUCAAUCAGUCUGGUUGCCAUCGUCUUGGUUUUCUUGAUUUUGAACUGCAACCCAGCUUUUGCACUUUCUUCUUUCUUUCUCCUUGGUGAUAAGGCUCCUCGGCUCCUCGCUUUCAGCCAUCAAAGUGGUAUCAUCUGCAAAUCUAAGGUUGUUAAUGUUUCUUCCAGCAAUUUUAACUUCAGCCUUGGAUUCCUCAAGCCCCACACGUAUGUCGCAUGAUGUGUUCUUCAUACAAGUUGAGAGAGUGAGAGGAUACAGCCUUUCCAUACUCCUUUCCCAAUCUUGAACCAGUCUGUUGUUCCGUGGUCUGUUCUUGCCGUUGCUUCUUGGUCGUUAUACAGAUUCCUCAGGAGACAGACAAAGUGACUUGGUAUCCCCAUACCACCAAGAACUUGCUACAAUUUAUUAUGAUCCACAUAGUGAAAGACUUUAGAAUAGUCAAUAAAACAGAAAUACAGUAGAAUCUCACUUAUCCAACAUUCACUUAUCCAACGUUCUGGAUUAUCCAACGCAUUUUUGUAGUCAAUGUUUUCAAUACAUCCUGAUAUUUUGGUGCUAAAUUCGUAAAUACAGUAAUUACAACAUAACAUUACUGCGUAUUGAACUAUUGAACUACUCCCCCAAUUAACUUCUCUGAAUGCCUACUGCGUGUGUCUCUCACACAUCUCAUUGUUGACACAGUCUGGUAGAAUCAUAGAAUAGUAGAGUUGGAAGAGACCCCAUGGGCCAUCCAGUCCAACCCCCUGCUAAGAAGCAGGAAAUCUCAUUCAAAGCACCCCCGACAGAUGGCCAUCCAGCCUCUGCUUAAAAGCCUCCAAAGAAGGAGCCUCCACCACAGUCCAGGGGAGGGAGAGAGUUCCACUGUCGAACAGCUCUCACAAUGAGGAAGUUCUUCCUGAUGUUCAGGUGGAAUCUCCUUUCCUGUAGUUUGAAGCCAUUGUUCCCUUGUGUCCUAGUCUGCAGGGCAGCAGAAAACAAGCUUGCUCCCUCCUCCCUAGGACUUCCCCUCACGUAUUUGUACAUGGCUAUCAUGUCUCCUCUCAGCCUUCUCUUCUGCAGGCUAAACAUGCCCAGCUCUUUAAGCCGCUCCUCAAAGGGUAAUUCUUGCAUACCUUUGUGUUACGCCCCCAAGACCUCAUGGCAUCUUCUUUGAUAUUAGAUGAAGAUGGAGAUCAAACCAAAUCUGUAUUUAGCUUUAUUCAGUCUAGACCCCAACCUUUCUAUCUAGAAAAUGUAGUUCUUUUGUGUUUUUUCAAUGAACCUUUUGAAACUUUUAAGGCCACACCGUUGCCUCCAGCUGUGUGAUAGCAGUGCAGUGCUUUGUCUUUUAAAUGCUUACUUGCUGUUUUGUUCCAUAACGCUCAGAGGGUUCCUCCCUGUGACGGCGCGAGUGGUGCCAUCUAUAUGUCGAACUGUACGUUGCAAGAUUUGAAAUGUUGUAUCAUGCCUGAUUUUGCCUUUACGAAAAAAAACCCUGUGAAUGUAGUUGGAUUGAUUGGUUAUUUAUAGCUGUCAAUCAAUGUUGUUUGCACCAGUUAUAUUGCUUCCUCAGUUCAAUUGUUUCGCUUUACCACUUCCUGGAGUAGGACAGUGUUUCCUUUUUUCAUUCCACCAUCAAGCUUUCUACCAGAUGGAUGUGUGAGAGAGAUUUGGCUCUAAAAGCCCUUGAUUAAGUUACCUCUCAGCAGCAGUUCUGAGGUUCUUACCCUUGAGACUUCAUGCUUCAUGUUCAGGGCCAACCUGGACAACAUUGAAGAGUCUCAAGGGCCUUCAAAUCAGUUCUUUGGCACCAAAGGAAGACUGCGUCUUCAAACAUAGGCCAUUUGAACUGAGGCUGAGGUUUGCUCUGGCAUUCACAGCCAUUGAGAAAGAGGGACCUGGAAAAGCUUCUCAGCUACAGAGCUCCUUAGACUUAAGACAACCAAAGACUGUAAUGUAUAUUUUCCUUUACCCCUUUGAAACUUCCAGCUUAUUGCUUUAAAGAGAUAACCUUUUGUGAACAAUAAAACCAGUUUUUGAGUUA